AUGCUAAGUACUAUAAAAGAGUUAUUGGAUGCAUUAGGAUCUAGUUUAGAAGCGGACACUGUUUUGGAUUAUAUUCAAAAUGAUCCUAAUUACGGAAAUAGUAACCCUUCUUCCAAGCAAGUUAACGAGUACGCACAAAGAUUAGCUUUAAAAGCAUCGAAUGCAAAAGCAUUUUUAAAGAAGUAUGAUGACUUAAAGAAUAAGAACACUGAUAAUUUGUCAGAUAUAAUAGUACUAUUUUACAAAUUGGUCUGUGAUGAGAAGAGGUCUAAAAUUCAUAAACCAAAAGUUGCCCCAAAACCAAUAUUAGGUGAUAACAAACAUCAAAUUACCAAGGAAGAUCUGCCACAGAUAAAAGAUAAAUUACUUAAAGCUGUUGAUGAAAGCAAGAAGUUAGUUAUGAAGUCAUUUGAAGAGAAAGAAUCAAAACUUCGACCGAAUUGGUAUAACAGUUUAGACUUGCCGAACUGGCAAAAAGAUCAUCCAGCAAUGUCAUGGGAUUUUCCAAAGGAACCAGUUGCAAUUAUUGCUUCAUUAGCUGGAAUACCAAUAGCAUCACAAGAAAAUAUAAUCAUAGAUGAACUCCUCUAUAUUUUUUCUGGUGUACCAGGCAAUUACAUUGUGCACCAACGUGUAAAAGACACAUUUGACCCUCGAACAUUUCUAAUAUCUGAUGAUUUGGAUGAUGCAUUGAAACAGAUGGUGCAACAGAUGCUGCCUUUAGCAUCUAAUUACUCCAUAGUAAGGAGAUUUAUAGAGCACUGCAAUAUGUGGUCUGGUCAAGUGUUACAUGCCUUAGUCUCUGCAAUAGAGAUUUUACUGAAAGACUAUUAUACAAUGAUAGCACAAUUGGAGACUGAACACAUGUCUGGAAAUUUAUCACUGCAAAAACUUUGGUAUUUUGUUCUACCCACUAUGCAUACCAUGCAAGUAUUAGCAGCCAUUGUAACAAAUAUUGGAAAGAGCGAGUUACGAGGAGGCGCUGUCUUAACUGUUCUUCAUGAUAAAACGAGUACAUUAAUGGGUGAUGGCAGGGCACAAGAAAUAUCAUUAUUUCUAACAGAACGAGCUUGUCGUCCAUAUCUGAGUAUACUAGACCAAUGGAUACAUAAAGGCACUAUUGUUGAUCCAUUUCAGGAAUUUAUGAUUGAAGACAAUGAGUUGGUUAAUAGAGAAGAGCUGCCGGUAGAUUACUCAGCUGAUUACUGGGAAAAGAGAUAUAGCGUACAAAGGGAAAGAGUUCCAAAGUUUCUUGAUAAAUUCACAGAUAUUAUACUAAGGACGGGAAAAUAUUUAAAUGUUAUUAGCCAAUGCGGUAAAUCAAUAGCAAAAACGAAUACUGAAGACAUAAAAUACUCGCUAAGGGAACAAAACUACAGUGCCAUAAUACAGAAGGCGUACGCUUUCGCUAGCAAGUCGUUAUUAGAACUGUUACUUAAGGAGUAUGACUUGAUGGGAAGACUUAAAUCAGUCAAGAACUAUUUCCUGAUGAGCCAAGGUGACUUCAUUGUGCAGUUUAUGGAUGCUACAGAACAGGAGUUGUCGAAGAAAAUAGAUGAUAUUAUCCCAUCGAAAUUAGAAUCAUUGCUUGGGUUAUGCUUGAGGUUAUCAGCGGCAAGUCAUGACCCUUACAAUGAAGACAUGAGAGUGGAACUUUUACCUUACGACUUACAAUUUCAAAUGUUUAAGAUUUUAUCAAUUGAGACUGAGGAUGAAAAAGAAUACAAACAAAACAAAGACUGUCCGCCUUUAACUGGUAUUGAGACAUUCUCAUUCGGUAUGGAGGUGAAAUGGCCGGUGUCGCUUAUCUUAAACCAUAAGGCAAUUGCUUGCUAUCAAAUGAUUUUCAGACAUCUGUUCUAUUGCAAGCACAUAGAGAGAUUGCUUUGCAGAGUAUGGCUGUACAAUAAGGUGGUGAAACGUUUCUCCGAGGCGCGUCUGUACGCGGACGCGUUCGCACUGCGCCAGCGCAUGUUGAGUUGCAUACAGCACUUGCAGUACUACAUGUGUGUCGAAGUCAUAGAGCCCUCGUGGUGUCAACUCAUACAGAGCUUGGAUAAGGUGAAUAACGUAGAUGAAGUUCUGGAACGCCACAACGAUUUUCUGGAGUCGUGCCUGGGCGACUGUAUGCUUACGAGCCCUCAGUUGUUGAAGGCUGUUACAACACUUUGCCUUGUUUGUGUACAGUUCUGCACUUUUAUACAGGAGAUGCACAAGUACUUCGUGGACGCAGAGCUUAACAGUAUGCUUGGAUCAACAUACGACAAUACAGAUUAUAGUGAGGGUGCGGAUUGUGGUACAACUAUGAGCGCAUCGUCCGAUUCGUUCGCUAGUUCUGUGUCACGCUAUGGACGCCGCUUUACCGCAGCUUUACUGUCCAUGCUGGCAAUCAUAGAAAGCAUGGCCCGAGACAAUAACACUAAUAAACUUCUUAACAUUUCCGCCAGAUUAAAUUUCAAUACAUACUACGUCAAGCAAUUGGAGAAAUUUUGUUCAGACGAUAAACUGCUGAGAGGUGAGAAGAAACAAGUUGCCUCCUAG
Messenger RNA from Parnassius apollo (apollo), 2541 nucleotides. NCBI's taxonomy places the organism in Eukaryota, Metazoa, Arthropoda, Insecta, Lepidoptera, Papilionidae. The record is from the annotation of a GenBank genome assembly.